Molecule: messenger RNA, 1275 nt
Organism: Eruca vesicaria subsp. sativa (arugula)
Lineage: Eukaryota; Viridiplantae; Streptophyta; Magnoliopsida; Brassicales; Brassicaceae
Source: the annotation of a GenBank genome assembly
AUGGCAACGACGUCAAGCACGACAAAAGCAAAGGUGGACAACAAUAACCUAACCAAAACAAAAUCUAUCGGUCGAAAACCAAAGCAACCAUCUUCUGUGUCAUCAGAAGAUGGAUCUGAUCAUAAACCGGAGAAGCCUUUGCCAAACUAUUUGAAACCAACGAUCAGUUCAAGACCUGACCCAGUCAAGUUCUUGAAGAAGGAUGAGCAGGAUAACCAGAAGCUUCUCCGUAGAAGAUCUUUUGAUCGACCACCAUCUUCGUUGACUUCUGCUUCUACUCCUUCUCCACGUGUCCAAAAAACCCUCAACGUAUCUCCUUCUCUGCCACGAGACAAACCCGCGGUUCCUAGAGAGAAGCCUGCCACAGCUCUGCGUUCUUCUUCUUUCCAUGGAAGCAGAAGUGUUCCCAGAGGAAGCGCUCCUGUGAAAUCGCCUCAUGUUGCACCAAAGAAGAGCGGGUUGGGCAGUAGUAGCAGCACUUCUUUGAAGAGCAAGAAGAAAGUUCCUGAACAUGUUGCUGAAAAGAAUGCACCUGAGAAAGAGAUUUCCUUGGAUACUGCUUCUUUGUCAUCUGCUCAGGAAGAUGAAGAGGAGGUUGUGAAGGUUGAGAGGGAUGUACAAGUUGCUGAGGAUGUAGAAGAACCCAAAGAAGAAAAGGAAAAUGAAAAGGUGGGUGUAGAGGUUGUGCAUGCUGAUGUUUCUGGUGAAGAGAAUGAGAGUGGUGGAUCAACAUUGGUUGCUCCUGUUGAGGAAGACAUUGUUGUUGCCAAAGAAAAUGAAAAAGAAGAGGAAGAAAGAAUAUUGAUCAAUGAACAUAACUCAGAAGAGAAAGUAGAGGAAGAGAAGGAACAAGAGAACAAGGUUGAACUCACUGAAGAGGUUACACCAAAGAUUGAUGAAGAUGAGACUGUGGAGAAGGUCGAUGCUGACAUGAAUACAAAAGAAGUUGAGAAGAUCGAAGAAGUUGAAAGUGUGGAAGAAAAAGAAGAAGUGAAAGAAGAAAAGGAAGUGAACAUUGAGGAGAAGGAAAAGGAUAAAGCUAAGGAAGAAGAAAAGGUGGUGAACAUCGAGGAGAAGGAGAAGGAUAAAGUUAAAGAAGAAGAAUCAGGAGAAGGGAAGAAGAAGGAAGUAGUGAAAGGUAAGAAGGAAUCUCCAUCAGCAUACAACGAUGUAAUCGCAAGUAAGAUGCAACAGAACCCGAGGAAGAACAAAGUUUUGGCUCUUGCUGGAGCUUUUCAAACCGUUAUUGAUUAUGAAACUGCCGCAUCUAAGUGA